AUGGAUGACGAAGAUACUGUGCGAAACGUGGUGGAAGAAGAACGCUCCCGCCAGAGUGGACUUGCACCCGUGAUCGACGGCCUUGCCAAAACCAACGAAGUGCUGGAGAUGAUCUUGAAGAUAUGCCUAGGGGAUAUACGAGGAUGUGAGCAUUAUCAAAGCAUCGAACGCGUAUCAGAGCUUGAUGAGCUUACCGCGAUUGACACAUGGGUCGAAAACCUCCUCAAAGAGCGGUCAACACUUGCAACGCUGACAGAUUGGAAACUGCGCGUCAUACAACCCAAUGCUCAGCUACUUGAUGAGGCGUGUCUUUCGAUCAGCAAGGCGCUGUUGAUGCUGAGAAAGGCACAUGCAAGAGGCCUCCAGCUACCAAAGCAUGCUUCUUCUAAGGACUGCUCGGCUGCAGUAGAGAAUCUUCGCUAUAGCGUCAGGCACCAGGCUGUAAAGGCAAUCAAGGAUCAUCUCUCGCCUGCACAUGAUGCUCUCCAAGCGUAG
Molecule: messenger RNA, 495 nt
Organism: Parastagonospora nodorum SN15
Lineage: Eukaryota; Fungi; Ascomycota; Dothideomycetes; Pleosporales; Phaeosphaeriaceae
Exons: 2
Coding region: 1-495 (164 amino acids)
Source: RefSeq, a predicted model, not a curated record